This is a messenger RNA of Racocetra fulgida, 1638 nucleotides long. Lineage: Eukaryota; Fungi; Glomeromycota; Glomeromycetes; Diversisporales; Gigasporaceae. The record is from the annotation of a GenBank genome assembly.
AUGACUACAGAAUUGUUGAGAUUGCACGAUCCCCGAAUUGUUAGUCAUUUGUCAGGAAUUGCUGAAAAUGUUGACGAAAUAUCUACGUCAAAACCGCUAAUUAAUGCAAGUCCGUUCGUUCAAAAUUCAAUUUUGAGUCCAGAUAAAUCGUCAACUAUUGGAGAUGAAUAUUCUCACGAAAGUACUAAUUUUACAAGGAAUCAAGAUCCUCUUGAUGCAUUGAAAAAUAGUAAAGGCAACGAUAUCAACAUAAAAGAACAAGGAAUUCCAGCAGUAUCUGUUAAGAAACAAGCGGUAAAAACUGCUUUUGAGGAAGCUAGUAAGGCCGUCAGAAAUGCUACCACUGCAUAUGAGGAACUAAUGCAAGUACUCCCUCCAGGCAUGAAAUUUGAUGUCGAAUCGACUGAUUAUGUUAGUUCGAAUUUAUCUGUUUUAGAAGAGCUCCUUGGGGUAAUUGAAAUUGAUGAUGCUUCCCGUGUAAUGAAUUUUCAAAAUUUUUCUUCCGCAUCAACAACAAGUAACAAGCCAAUUGAAUCGUGCAGCAUUGAUAUGACUAAGGAGAUAACUAGGAAGGAUUCCAAAAUUGAUUCCGAUAGUAUUGAUGUGAACAAUAAGAACAUUCAAUUGGGUAUGCAAGUGUUGAUAGGUUACGAUGAUCAUGUGUUUAGUGAAUGUGAUCCGAAUGAACUAGGCAAUAUCAUUUCAACGAAAAGUCAAAAGCAUGAACAACUAAAAGAAGUAAAGGAAAAAAUGAAAGACGCUAACUAUGUGCAUCAAAAUGAUUCAAAAAGCUUGGAGCCCAUUGAUAACAAAUUUACAACAAAAAUAGAGGAGUCAAAAAAACCGUCUCGGACUGUACCAAAAACGUCAAAGAACCUUAAAGUUAAACGAUACAACACAAGAAGUGCAGAUGGGACACGGAAAUUAAGAGUUAUGUUCGAUGGUGUUCAAGCGGGUAAUCAAAAUUCCAAAAAUGAUAUUAAUUCAAAACAAAAGAAAAGGAGUAGUCCACAGAAAAUGCCGAUCAAUACCAAAGAAACAUUAAAGAACACACGCUCUAAAACAUCAAUAAAGAUGCCAACAAUACCGAAGGGUUCUUUCGGUUACUUCUUUGAAGAUUACUACGCUAAGGUCAAAGUCAGUCAUCCUAAUGAAUCUCUUACGCAAGUUAUGAAAGAUGCCGGUAAAUCAAGUCAGGAUUAUUCGUAUUUUGCUUCCAUAACUAGAUUUUAUAUAAAUAUUAGAUAUAUCGAGACCGGCAAAACGCAACGAGGGAACGUUACAAAGAUGAAAUGCAGCGAUAAGCCAAAAAAAUCUAACAAAAAAGCAACUGUCGUUGAUUUCUCUGGUCGACCUUUAUUUAAAGACUUUGACAAUUCUUCAAGUGAAGAAACGUCUUACAUGGACAUUGAGCUGGAAAAAAAAUCCAAUAAUAAGGUUGUAGUUGGAUCAUCCCGUAAUUCCGUUCGUUUUACUCCAAAAAAAGAAGUCGUUAGGGAAGAACCAAUUAUCUUACAUCAUGGACAACGAAUGAUUUCUCAGUUAAAGAACAUCAAGAAAUCGGAUUCCACCGAACCAAAUCUUGUGGAAGGAUCAGAAAAACGCGUGAUCCAUAAAAGACGACGUACUAUCAUUUAA